GCAGGAGCCCGAAGGGCUCUGAAACCGACAAGGAAGUACCCGAUUUGCUCUCCAGAAGAGUCUCCGAAUGACUGCCCAUAUGUCGCAUGUAGAAUCCCCGCCCGAAGGGACGUGACCCCAGGUUUUGGUAAGAGGGUUUCUUGACUGAUUAGCGCAACAUUCGGCUGACGAUAAGGACACGCUCUGGUACUCGUUGGCAUUUCGGGUCUCCUAUUGGUACCAGAGAUCACUGACACCGACCGACCGGUGAAUGACUCCCUGUCGGUCUGAGCCCUGUGGGCCUGUUUCCGAAGUAGUGGCAAUGCCGGGGCGAUUUGCAUUGGUCGGGCCCCUGAAACAGGGAGGGGCGUGUUGGUUAUUGGUCUACAGUGCCUGGCAGGUUAGUUCAGGUCAGCUAGUUGUAUUCAUGAAUCAUUUCAACAAGUGGCUUUUGUUUGAUUCGGUAUCAUUUAAAUAGUAAUUUAAACGCGGCAGUAGAACAUGAGAACAACGUGACCACAUUCGCACGUUGUCAGUCUUCCAGUCGUUUACGCAUGAUGGUCAAAAGCCAAAUGAUUAAUAUGAAUCUAAAUCCUCAACGCGUGUUACACAACGGCAAGCGAGCAAUGGUUAAACUAGGAGACCAUCUAAACUAUCUAGCCUGGUACGAAACUCGUUGCGGGUGCUAGAGGCUGUGAUGACCAGCGACAGGCGGCUCCAAAAUGGAACUGUGCAAUACGAAAAAGUCCUGCGUGCCCCCGAUGGAGCCCAUGAGACAUGAAGGGCUCUGAAUACAGCGAGGCCGGCGCGGCGGAUGGCCAGAUCGGUAAUACCGCAUCAACCUAGCGCUUGAACAGCCGCUGCCAUUUAAUCACUUGAAGAGCAUCGGUGAUGAUUCUGACCACAAAGUUCAUCACCCCUUGUGCUUGCUUUAGGUUACACGCUUCAGCCCCACCCUAGACCGACAGGCAGUGCAUAAGAUGAGGAAAAACAUGGGAAUGGAUGAGGAGCUUACAAAUCUUGGGCGAACGGAGGUGACGAAUUUUGUCCAAGUAGCAAAGGACGGAGCUGCACUUUUUGACAUCAUGACAUAUAUGCAUCUGCUAGGAAAAAUUGUAACCACCAGUGUCUUUACCAACGGCGAAGGUCUUCAUUUGUAUCCCACAAUGUCAAGGUGAAAAGAUGAGGGUUUUGUCAAGGAUUGUAGAGUGCGAAAAAGGAGAAGAAUUGUUUUAGCGGGGUUCGUUUGAAGGGAGUUAGACGUCAAGCAGGCUUGAAUCAUUUGGAUGUUUUUUUCUGCCCAAAUUUCAAAACGUAUAGUUGGCCUGGAUAAACGGAGUCUGGCACCAGAAUGUCGUCGGCUUGGGACCCUGGACGUCUGUGAGGGAGGUAGAGAGGUAAGAUGAGAGGUAGAGAGGUAGAGAGGUAAGAUGCAAGGUCGCUCGGGAAGACGCUGAAGAGGAAAGGGCCGAUGGGCAUGGGCAUAGAGGGCAUAUGCCACACCCUCCAAGGCUUUUGAUUUCGCCCAGGGUAGACACUUCGCCGGCUGAAACAAGGAAACAUGCCCUGACACCUGACUUGUUCCGUUCCAUGGGGCUAAAGCACGUGGCGUCGUACGAGGGGCGCACAAUAACUUAUACGGACGGAUCCAAAACUUCAGGCGGUGUCGGCUGUGCGUUUGCAAGAGGUACUGCCACUCGAUCAUUCACACUGUCCAAACACGCGCCGGUAUUCACGUCCGAACUCGUGGCUAUAAUCAAGGCGCUCUGUUUUAUUGAAGUUGGGAAUGAGUCCUCGCACCUCGUUUUAACAGUUUCUUUGAGCCUUUGAGCCUUUGAGCCUUCUCUUGGUCUUGAGAACUUUGAACCCAUCGAGUCCCCUUUUACAGGACAUUUUGAUGCGUCUCGCUGCAUUGGACCAAGUUGGAAAGAAGGUGAUACUGUGUUGGAUUCCUAGUCAUGUCGGUAUCGUUGGAAAUGAGCUCGCUGACGCGGCUGCAAAACGCGCAUCACAUGUACCAUGUACGCGCAGAUUGCCUCUUAUAGGCCAAAAUUUUAUCCAGCCAUUUGGCCUUUCUUGCAACACAAGUGGUAUCUCUGUUGGAUUGAUGACACAAAUAGCAAAUUGAAACAAUAAAAUCCGAAUUGGGACCGUGGUCUUCCAGCUUCCGUGACUGGAGGCAGGAAGAAGUUGUGCUUUGCAGGCUGCGUAUUGGCCACACGUACGAAAGCCACCGGUAUUUGUUGUGUGGUGUUGAGAGACCCCGAUGCCCUCGUUGGCCUGCUUUUCUGGCGGUGCACCACGUAGUUGAGCUAUGUCCUUAUUUCGCCCGGAAGCGUUUGGUUUACUUUGGGCAAAGUGCUACCUCCCUUACGCUAAGUGACAUUCUUGGAAAUCAUUCGCGACUUUUUGAACAUGGCCGACUGCUUUCAUUCCUUGCAAAAAUCGGAUUUUGCUUCAUAUAUUCACCUCGUAGCUGAAUGACAACGUUAUGGGCGCAAAAUGACCUAUGCAGUCGGCGCGCCCAAAACCCCUAAUAACCAACAAAAACAAAUGUCUCGUAUGCCAAGCUAUACUUAUCGGCAGCUUGGUCACGACGUGACGCACACUGGUAGUGGCGGUGAGAUCGACGUUGAAGUUGUUGAAAGUCAGGGUGCAAACGGCGGCGUGAGGCGUGGGUGAGACCUGCUAGGGUCCUGCCAGGUCGAUCUGUGUGACGAGGGGAAGCUGUAGGACACUGGCCAGCGUAUGUUCUACCACAGCCGCUGAAUCACCAAACUGUGUUUUUGGCUCACGCAGCGCUGCCUCAUACACAUCACAGAGGAGUGCACGGACAGCCUCUUGGGCUUGCCCGGUGAGACAAUAUGACAGGUGUGUCAGGCGCUCCGUGCCCGUCAGCACACAGGUACCGUGUUCGAGGGCCUUACGCAGCCUACUUCAAGUGGGCCCCUCCAUGGAAGAGCCGUCGUACUUGUCUAGCGUUAUCGUGAGGAGUGCUGAAGGUCUUCGGAAGUCUGCGCGUCCACUGGAAGUGUCGAUAUCCAACUCCAGGGCCGCUCAUAGGGUUCAGCUUUCUCUUAGGCUCUUCGGAGUCUCGCAGCGGGCUCGUGAUUCAUCGUAUCAUCGCUGUCAGUCUUCCGCUAACCUCGGUCGCCAUCCUCCCCAACCAGCUCCUGUGACCACAGCUCUUCCUCUUCCAUAAACUACAGCUCAAGGUCAUCUACCGCUACCGCGUCGGCAGCUUUACGUACCGCUGCACAAGCCUUACCCACCUAGCCUGACCUACCAGCUGUUCCUCCGCUUCGGUUGCUGCCAUCGCUGCCCUCGUCUGAGCCUCAAAUGCGCGCUUUGCAUCGUUCGCAGGCUCCUUAGUCUGUGCAUCUUUCCCUGGAGACAUUUGUGCCUAGCUUUUCGCGGAUAUCGCGAACGAUUCCGCUGUACUUCCGGUCUUCAGACUGCUUCGGGCCUUCGGAGACAUUUUUGUUACCUUGCAACGUUACGCUCUGGCCACGAUCCGGCCCGGUGGGCCAAAAUGUUAGUUCGCCAACAUAAAAUGGACGAAAAACUUGUGUAUUGCAACGAAAUGAAGUACCUUGCCGCUCACUUCUCGCUGAAGGACCGCGAUCGACAUGCAGCAAUUUCGUGGAGGAAAUCACUUGCACGAGGCCCAAAAUUCACGCGCAAGUCAGGGCACAGGUCUGUCUCUUGCGAAGCGGCGAAUUCCUCGCCUUCCUCUACGCUAAUUUUCACGUAAAACCAACGAGGGUUUUUGUGAUGAGUGAAUUUAGAUAUGACAGAUGACAGACAUUCCAAAGGUCAUAAUAUUGAAAGCACUCCCUCGAUGUCACGUUCCCAGACUACAUUUUUUUAAACGAUUUUGCUUGUGUCGCCCAGGAUGCGGUGACGUUUUUGGUAAAGUUGCAUCCUUUGGACGUUUUGUGCUUGGUUUAGUCCAACUUUAUGCUUGACUUCAUUUUUGUUUUCAAUAUUUAUCGUGGCUUUUCUUCUUCACGCAUAAAUUCCAUACUGCCUGCCGCAACCAAAUGUAGUAUAACACCGUUUUGUAAGACACAUCGCACCAAGUGAAAUAGUGCCUUGAACUCUGGAACAAUCAUCGUGCAGCAUCAUUUACGCUCCAGUCUGCCGGCAGCAGAGGUAAGUGUACACCCACGACAUGCCUCUGCUCCGGAUUGGUACGGCACUGUGCCCUCUGGUAGUGCUCAUGGUUCCAUCCCCGUGCGACGGAUUUUUCUUUAAGCACUCUGGCGGAAUGCGGUGUGGCGGCUUGCACCGAAAGAUCAGUGAAGUCUCUGCGGCCGUGAAGUCGGCAGUGCUGCCGCGGUUAAACAGCGUGCAGGCCCAGUUGCGACACCUUAAGUUGCAGCGGCCGGUCUGCCCGCCACCGGUCUGUCCGAAGCCGGUUUGCCCGAAGCCAGUCUGCACGCCACCGGUCCACUGCCAGCCGCCGGUCCACGGCGAGCCGCCGGUCUACGGCAAGCCGCCGGCCUACGGCAAGCCGCCGGUCCGCGACUGCAGCGACCUGCCAUUUGGCUCGACCAGCGGGGUAUACCGGGUGUGGGUGAGUGGUCUGCCUAAACCGGUGCCGGUGUACUGUGACACGUCCAAGGGCGGCGGCAGGUGGACCGUCAUCCAGCGGCGCGCCGAUAUCACACCCAGGCAGAACUUUUAUCUCAACUGGCAGUCCUACAAGAUUGGAUUUGGAAAGCUCGAUGGCGAAUUCUGGUGGGGCAAUGAACACCUGUUUCGGCUAACCUCGCAGGGUGGCCGACCGCACAAGCUGCUCAUUAUCCUGAAAGACUUUGAUGGCGGAAAAAGGUACGCAUUAAACCGGAACUUCAAAGUCGGGCCAGAGUGGGAUGGUUAUCGCCUUCACGUGAGCGGCUACACGGGAAAUGCCGGCGAUAGUUUUAGUUUUCACAACGGUGCUCGUUUCUCUACACACGAUAGAAAUAGCCAACACUCGCGAAGAGCGGGAAUUUGUGCACAGAGAUUUAAGGGUGCCUGGUGGUACAAGUGCUGCCACGAAUCCAACCUGAACGGACGAUACCUUUCCGGACCGCAUCGAUCGUUCGCCGAUGGCAUCGAGUGGAAACGUUGGAAAGGAUUUUAUUAUUCCCUGAAAGCAGUGGAAAUGAAUAUCAGGCCAGUAUAGAAGUAGGGGUUUCAAGUCAACUCGCUUGAAUGGUGUUACUUAGCCCGACGGCAAAGGCAUAGGUGAAGGAAAGCAAGGAGGUCCGUGCUUGAAAUGCUUGCACGAAGCUUAUAGAAACUAGUAUAAUCAAAUUGUCUGUGCUUCUGGAACCCAGCGGAAACAAGCAAACAUGUGCAUCACCUCCUGCGGAAGAUUUGUAAACUUGUGCCGAAUCUUCCACAUAGUGUUGUAUUUGCAUGGUUAUAUGGGCGAUCAAAAACAAGCAUAUCCAUCCAAUACUGGACUGAUACACCAAGCAGUGUGACUCCUGUUUGACUCUCCAACCAACACUCGACUCAAACGUGAAAGGUCUUUCCUACCGCGAGGGUAAAGCAGUAGGGUAGGCAGCGGGGCGCGUGGCCCCUCCCUUAAAUCCUGAGAUCCUGCUGGCCAGAAGAGUCCGAAUGGCUGGCUUUAUGUCGCAUUUGGAAUCCCUGCCCGUAGGGACGCGACCCCAGAUAUUGGUAAGAGGGCUUCUUGGCUGAUUAACGUACCUUUGACUGACGAUAAGGACACGGUUUGGUACUCGUUGACAUGUUGGGUCCCCUAUUGCUCCCAGAGAUCACCGACACCGAGUGGCCGGUGGACAACUCCCUGCCGGUCUGAGCCCUGUGGGCCUGUUUUCGAAGUAGUGGCAAUGCUGGGGCGGUAUACAUUGGUCGGGGCCCCUGAAACAGGAAGUGGCGUGUUGGUUAGUGGUCUCAGUGCCUGGCAGUUUAGUUCAGGUCAGCUCGUUGUAUUCAUUAAUCAUUUCAACAAGUGGCUUUUGUUUGAUUCGGUAUCAUUGCGAUAAUAAUACAAAUGCAGCAGUGCAACAUGACAACAACGUGGCCACAUUCGCACGUUGUCAGUCUCCCAGUCGUUUACACAUGAUGGUCAAAAACCAAAUAAUGAGUCAGAAUCUAAAUCGACAACGCAUGUUACACAACGGCAGGCGAGCAGUGAUUACACUAGGGGACCAUCUAAAUCAUCUAGCCUGGUACGAACCUCGUUGCGGAUGCUGGAGGAUGUGAUGACCAGCGACAGGCGGCUCCAGAAUGGAACUGUGCAAUACGAAAAAGUUGUGUGCCACCGACGGAGCCCGCGAGUCAUUAAGGGCCCCGAAUACAGCGAGGCCGUCACGGCGGGCGGCCAGGUCAGUAGUACCUCAUUAACCUAGCGCUUGAACAGCCGCCGCCAUUUAAUCACCGGACGAGCAUCGGUGACGAUUCUGACCACAAAGUUCAUCACCCCUUGAGCUUGCUUUAGCUUAGAAGCUUCAGCCCCACCCAAAACCGAGAGGCAGUGCAUAAGAUGGGGAGAACAUGGGAAUGGGUGAGAAGCUUGCGAAUCUUGGGCGUAAGGAGGUGACUAAUGUUAUCCAAGCAGAAAAGGACGGAGCUGCACUUUUUGACAGCAUGACAUAUGUGCAUUUGCAAGGAAAAAUUACUUUCCUUAGUGACCACCACUAUCUUUACCAACGACGAAGGACUUAAUUUGUGUUCCGCAGCGCCAGGGUGAAAAGAUGAGGUUUGUUAAGGAUUGUGGAGUGCGAAAAGGAUGAUAAUUGUUUUAGCGGGGCUCGUUUGAAGGGAGUUAGAUGUGAAGCAGGAUUGAAUAACUUGGACGGUUUCUGUCUGUGAAGAUCUCAAAACGUGUAGUUGACGUGGA
Messenger RNA from Pollicipes pollicipes, 6841 nucleotides. Its product is annotated as techylectin-5A-like. The coding region runs from base 4154 to 5152 and encodes 332 amino acids. The record is from RefSeq and is a predicted model, not a curated record. The transcript has a single exon. Lineage: Eukaryota; Metazoa; Arthropoda; Thecostraca; Pollicipedomorpha; Pollicipedidae.